GUGACAACCGUAUCAUCUGAUUCUGACAUACUGAUCACUUUUUAGAUGACCUUCUCGAAAGGUCACAUCACAUCAGUUAUCUUGUUUAAAUAAAGCAAACGUUUUUUAAUUAACGCACGGCAGUUGCGCUCGGCAAUUCUUAAUUGUAUAUACACUUUCGUUUCAAGGUUCAAAAUACAAGUGCCGGAAACAAUGUCCUGGUUUUCAGAAGUUGAAUUAGGACCUCCAGUGGAAGUUUUUGCUCUCACUAAGGCCUACAACGAUGAUACUUUCGAUAAGAAAGUGAAUCUUGGAGUCGGAGCUUACAGAAACACUGAAGGUAAACCAUGGGUUCUGCCAGUUGUAAGAACAGCGGAAAAAGCUCUAGCCAAUGAUGAAUCGCUCAACAAAGAGUACUUACCAAUUUUGGGCUUGGAAGCUUUCAGUACUGCAGCUACUACCAUGUUGCUAGGACAAGAUUCACCUGCAAUCCGUGAAGGAAGGGCAUUUGGUGUCCAAUCUCUAUCUGGUACUGGAGCUCUUAGAGUUGGUGCCGAGUUCCUUGCCAGAGUAUUAGGAAAGAAGACCUUUUACAUUUCUGAUCCUACUUGGGAAAACCACAAGUUGCUCUUUAAAAAUGCCGGCUUUACAGAAGAACGCAGCUACAGAUACUGGGACAAUAAAACCCGUGGUCUAGACUUCAAUGGUAUGAUAGAGGAUUUGAAAAAUGCUCCAGAGGGCGCUGUCAUCAUUUUACACGCUUGCGCACACAAUCCUACAGGUACAGAUCCCACUCCUGAACAAUGGACAGCAAUCGCAGCUGUUUUAAAAGAAAGAAAAUUGUUCCCCUUCUUCGACUGUGCCUACCAAGGUUUCGCCUCUGGUAACUUGGUCAAAGAUGCUGCUGUGGUAAGAAAAUUCGCCGCCGAAGGCUAUGAGUUCUUCUGUGCCCAGAGUUUUGCCAAGAACUUCGGUCUCUACAAUGAACGUGUUGGAAACCUAACAGUAGCGGUUAGCAAACCAGACCUUAUGGCACCUGUAAAAUCGCAGCUUACUCUCAUCGUCAGAGGAAUGUACUCAAACCCACCUAGUCACGGAGCCAGGAUAGUAUCUUUUGUGCUCAAUAACCCAGAUUUGGCAAAGCAGUGGCAAGAUAAUAUCACUACGAUGUCUUCAAGAAUAAUUGAAAUGAGGACUCUGUUGAGAAACGCAUUAGAGGAGUUGGGCACUCCAGGAGACUGGAGCCAUUUAACUAAACACAUCGGAAUGUUCUCUUACACAGGUCUAAAUGAAAUCCAGUCAGAGCACUUGGUGAAGAAACAUCAUGUCUACCUGCUGCGUUCUGGAAGAAUUAGUAUAAGUGGUUUGAACAAUGACAACGUGAACUAUGUUGCUAAAGCCAUCCAUGAAACAGUAACCACCCUACCCAGCAAAAUAUAAGUGUUUUAGAAUUUUUAUGGGAAAAUGCCACAGAAGAACAAAUAUUUUCAUUUUUUGCCUUAGCUCGUUCUUUGAUGAGUCAUUUCUUGCGAACCAAAGAGAAUUCGUCUAUAAUAACGUUUCUAAUAAGCUUUUUAUUAUUAUUCUGGACAUUUCCAUGAUUUAUAUUGAUUUGAGGUCUAUUAACCAAAUAUUGUCAUGAAAAAAUAUAGAAGAAUAUUAUCUAAUUAUGUGGUAAAUAUUUUGUUCAUGACAAAUAUCACAUAAAUAUGAAAAAUACCUCAAAUACUCAAAAAAAAUAUGAAUAUCUUUUCAAAUUUUACCAAAAUAUAUUUUUUGGCAUGGUUUUUAAGUUUUUAACACCAUCUUGACACUUGCACACUAAAAAUAAAAAUGUUAAAACAGUUAUAAGUUCUAUCUACUUUUAUUAUAUUAUUUCCAAAAAAGAUUAUACCACUGGGAUUUGCACAAAUAUAACGAGCCUAAUGACAAUAUUGUUUGUGGUUGUAUUCCCAGGAGCAUUUUAUAUAUAAGUAUUACUGUAAGAUACAACUGUACAGCUAAAUAAAUAUGUUAUGUCCGUUUAA
Messenger RNA from Diabrotica virgifera virgifera (western corn rootworm), 2006 nucleotides. RefSeq names its product aspartate aminotransferase, cytoplasmic (gene Got1). Gene Ontology annotation, molecular function: pyridoxal phosphate binding; L-aspartate:2-oxoglutarate transaminase activity. Gene Ontology annotation, cellular component: cytosol. Lineage: Eukaryota; Metazoa; Arthropoda; Insecta; Coleoptera; Chrysomelidae. Gene Ontology annotation, biological process: L-aspartate biosynthetic process. The record is from RefSeq and is a predicted model, not a curated record. The transcript is spliced from 8 exons. The coding region runs from base 193 to 1419 and encodes 408 amino acids.